Trichoderma harzianum CBS 226.95 is the source of this 900-nucleotide messenger RNA. RefSeq lists its product as hypothetical. The transcript is spliced from 2 exons. Gene Ontology annotation, cellular component: cytosol. NCBI's taxonomy places the organism in Eukaryota, Fungi, Ascomycota, Sordariomycetes, Hypocreales, Hypocreaceae. The record is from RefSeq and is a predicted model, not a curated record. Bases 1 to 870 code for a protein of 289 amino acids. Gene Ontology annotation, molecular function: oxidoreductase activity.
AUGAGUAUGCCAAACCCCACCGCCAAAUACCACAACAACCCUACACCUGUGGUUGAUCCUACGCAAAAGCAUCUUUCGGUAGCUGGCAAAACAGUUCUCGUCACAGGAGGUGGCACAGCUAUUGGAGCUGCAACUGUGGAAGCCUUUGCGAAAGCCAAAGCCGACCACGUCUUCUUCGUUGGAAGACGACUCAAUCUUCUUCAGGCUGUUGAGCAACGGACCAAAUUUCACGCCCUCCAAACUGACAUUUCCAAAGAGAAUGAAGUCAAGGCUUUGUUCGAAACUAUCAACAAGACCAGCUUUCUCGACAUUUUAGUCGCCAACGCUGCAUACCUCUCUUUACCCGGUAAACUCGCCACUACCGAAACAGACGAAUGGUGGAAGGGAUAUGAAAUCAAUGUACUGGGUACCUAUCUUCUCGGGAAAUAUUUCAUCAACCAGUCAAAGCCAUCUAGGGGGAAGCCCGUGUUCAUCGGUGUGAACACUGGCGCAAUCAACGUCGGUCCCGGUUUCUCCAGUCCCAUGAGUGGCUAUGUGUCCUCCAAGAUGGCUGCUGCUUCGGUGGUAGAGUUCCUCCAGCAGGAGUACCCGAACAUCAAGGCAUUUAACGUUAGCCCUGGCAUGGUUCAGAGUGAGAUCGCCGACAAGUCCAAUACGCCACAGUUCCCGCCAACGGACUCACCCGAGUUGAUGGCCAACUUUGCAGUCUGGCUUGCUAGCCCCGAAUCAGACUUCCUCGCCGGUCGUUUCAUCUGGGCCAAUUGGGAUGUGGAAGGAUUGCUUGCGGCCAAAGAGAAGAUCCUGGCGAACCCGGGACAAUUGAAGCUAAAUAUCGACGGCUGGGAGAGCAACUUUGCUGCCCUCAAGUAAAUAGAUACAGGAGAUGAUUCAACUCUAUGU